UGCGCAUGCUCCGUGCGUCCCGGAGGUCACCCUCGCCGGGAUUCCCACGUGCGGUGUGAACCUAAGGGCAUCAUGUUGUGAGAAGAUGGGGGCUGCGGUGACUCGCGCAAUCAGGAAUGUCAAUCUGGAGAACCGGGCGGAACGGGAAAUCAGCAAGAUGAAGCCCUCUCCCGCUCCCAGGCACCCCACCACCAAGAGCCACCUGCGAGAUCAGAUGAGCAGCAAUCCAGAUAUCAAGAAAGAAGUUGAUAGAAAAGAUGACAGACUGCUGUCAUUGCUGAAAGAUGUCUAUGUUGAUUCCAAAGAUCCUGUGUCUUCUGUACAGGUAGAAGAUGCUGGAACACUUCAAGAGCCAAAGGAGUUCCGAUUGCCGAAAGGCCAUCACUUUGACAUAAAUAUUGAGAACAUUCCCAAAGGCAAAAUUUCCACUGUAGAGGCACUGACACUUCUCAACAAUCAUAAACUUUAUCCAGAUACAUGGACUGCUGAGAAAAUAGCAGAAGAAUACCAUUUAGGACAAAAAGAUGUAAAUUCUCUUCUCAAAUAUUUUGUUACUUUUGAAGUCCAAGUCUUCCCUCCUGGAGACAAGAAAGCAAUACAGUCAAAAUGAAGGAAAUCGAGUUCUUUUUCCUAUGUACUCCCUGUCCCCAUGCCCUGUUUAUUUUCUCAUUGUUAGCAUGUUAAAUUAUAUACAUUACCAAGUGUUUAAAGCUUCCUCCUUGUGAGAGCAUCCUAUUUAUUGAGCUUUGCCGCAUUUUCAGGACUAUUGAUAAAAAUAAAUUUUGUUUUCAACUUUAAUUUGGUUUAGGCAUGUGUUCGUAUGUAGUAUCAGCAUGACUAAAUAGCAUUUGUAUAAAUUUAUUACAAAUAAGAGUUAAUGUGUUAUUUUAAGCACAUCAUAUCAUCAGCUUUUAAAUUGGUCAUAUGACCUCUUAGGAAAGGCCCUGAAUCCCUCAUUUAACCUUUAAAGUUCCAUCUUCCAAUUCAGGUGGUCAGUGUAUUUUCCGUGUGGGUAGUGAAAGUAAGGGCUUUCCUGUCUCCCAAGACCAGUGUUUGCUUUUUGGGGACAGGGAGGCUUGACAGUGAGGUAGAGCAGCAACUGAAAGCAGAUAGGAGGCUGCAUACAAAAUACAUAGAAAAUACAUUUUUACUACUACUCUGGGGAUACAGAUCAGUAAGGUCUUUUGUUGUUUUGAAAUAACAAAACAGUUAUAAAAAAUAACCAUUAUAAAAAAGCAUUAUUUGGUGUUUACAAAAUUUUAGGAAAUCUCUAUUUUGGCAAACAUGUAACUCCAAAAGCUUUCAGAGAGGCAGGCAGAAAUGGAAGCUAUCUGAAAAGUUAACUUUUCUCCAGACUUAAUAUAAAAAUAUAAGAAACUUUUACAGAAUGGUUAAAUCAAAGAAUCACAAUGAAUAAAAUUUGGUGGCCAGCUAUACAGGGUCUGGCAGAAGUAAGGCUUGCUUGAGUGUGCUUGGUGGGACAAUAUGGAUGUAAUAAUUUAUAGUUUUAAUUUCAACAUUUCACCUACAAUGUCAUGUGGUAUGCUUGAGUGUGACACGUUGCAGAAUUACAAGCUUAUGAUUUCCUAAUACAAGAUUUUGUAAUAAAAAGGGGCUUUACUUGUGCUGGACCCUGUAUAUACUUUCUAAUUUAAAUGCUGAUUGAAAAAAGAAAAAACAGCAAGUAGAAGUAAAAAAUGUGACAUUGGAAGGCACUUGGGAAGUUGUUGCUUCAUUUAAUAAAUGUACGAGGACACCAAAUACCAGAACCAGGGUCCUGAGCAGAAUUGUGUGUUUAAUUCUGUCAUACUAACUAACUGAGAUCUUGGAUGGAUUGUGUAACCUCUUCGAGAUGGACUUUUUUGUAUAAGUGAUUGUAAUGCUGCCUUACUUAACUGUGAGGGUUGCUGUGGAGAUAAAAUAAUAAAAGACAACAAGUAUGAUUUUUCUUUUUGCAAUUGAAAGUGGAGGCCUGAGGAAAUUUUAUGACCUAUUUUAAGAUUAUUCUGUAGUUUAUGAAAUAGGCUUAGAGUUUAGGUUUGCAAAAUCCUAGUGUCAGAAGCGUAUCUCAAAAGAGCAGAAGGUGUGGGUUGUAGGAACUUUGGGGAAUGUGGUUAGAAAAAUUUCAGGUUAUCACUGCCUUUCUGAGGAAAGAUAGACAUCAUUACUUCCCAGGAGGUCCCCUGGAAAUGGGGUGGAAGAUGCUGAGGCAUUCAGCAUGAUGAUGGAAUUAGGCAUGUUUAAUACUGAGAAGAGCAAAAUUGAGAUAGGAAAUCUUUAAGCUUGUUUUCAAAUGCAGUUUCAUUAUAUGAAUAUACCUAGUUUGUAUUUAGUUCAAAACAGUUAUUUUAAAGAAAAAAAACGCAAUAUAAAAUUGCAUUUUAAAACUCUGGAAAAUCAAUCAUUAAAACUGUCCUUUAUCAAAUAAAGAUCAAUACUUGAAUCACUAAUAGUGCUAUUUCUGAGCCAUUUUCCCUAUUCAAAUCUCUGCUGUGAGUAGACAGCUGUAAAGGUGGCUGUUAUAUGGUGUCACAAAAUAAAGUACUUUCUAUAUCAUU
Molecule: messenger RNA, 2558 nt
Organism: Phyllostomus hastatus (greater spear-nosed bat)
Lineage: Eukaryota; Metazoa; Chordata; Mammalia; Chiroptera; Phyllostomidae
Gene: NDUFAF4
Product: NADH:ubiquinone oxidoreductase complex assembly factor 4
Exons: 3
Coding region: 86-610 (174 amino acids)
Biological process (GO): mitochondrial respiratory chain complex I assembly
Cellular component (GO): mitochondrion
Source: RefSeq, a predicted model, not a curated record